UCCCCGAGAGGCGUCUUGAAUGUACGUUUCUGAUAGUCUUUGCUUGUUCCGUAUAUGAAGGCCGUGAAGUACAUGGAUCGCAAGACCGUGCAAGAAGGCGCGAUAGCGGAGCAUGGGAAGCCGCUCGGGGAUGAAUGGUUGGGAAAAGUGCAGGUGCCGUCUGCCUUUUGCCUUCGCUGCACCUUUGCUUCCGCCUGAUCGCCGUUGAUGAAGACGACCAGAUAGACGGCCUCCGGGACACAGUCAAGCGCCCGCGACUUCUUCCUUCCCUCCGUCGGCCGCCGUUUGCAGCUUCCACAAUUUAUCGCUCCAUCGUCAGGCAUAAGCAGCUGCAUCUGACUCCCACUGAGUGUACAGUCCGCGUGCAUUGCAUGGUGCAAGUCGCACGUGUAUGGGCUCAUUGGAAGGGACGCAUCGCCUCAUUGUGGCUCCACAAGUAUUGCUUGAGUGUAUGUACGCUAUAGACUGGAUGUGCAAAUCCCUGG
Messenger RNA from Schizophyllum commune H4-8, 485 nucleotides. RefSeq lists its product as uncharacterized. Lineage: Eukaryota; Fungi; Basidiomycota; Agaricomycetes; Agaricales; Schizophyllaceae. Bases 135 to 464 code for a protein of 109 amino acids. The transcript has a single exon. The record is from RefSeq and is a predicted model, not a curated record.